AUGAAGCAGCAUUAUCUUCAGGGUAGACAUGUAGCACUCAUUUUUCAGUGCACUUCAUCUCACGAGGUGACUGUUGGACAAACUCGUGAGUGGGCUCAUUCACUGAAGAUACCGUUCUUCCGUCUAUCCCCCAGAUUGACUCGUGCUAUUGAAUUAGACACCUCUGCUACGGAUGUUAUCUUCGAUUUUAUGUUUGAAACAGAGGUUUAUAUCAGAACUCAAGUGCAGGAGGAUAUCAAGGAUAUAUGUCGUCUCUUAAGAGCACUUCCCGAGUCGACAACACAAGAUUACGAUAAAACGAUUCAUUAA
Messenger RNA from Haemonchus placei, 309 nucleotides. NCBI's taxonomy places the organism in Eukaryota, Metazoa, Nematoda, Chromadorea, Rhabditida, Trichostrongylidae. The record is from the annotation of a GenBank genome assembly.